This is a messenger RNA of Siniperca chuatsi (mandarin fish), 2232 nucleotides long. RefSeq names its product FKBP prolyl isomerase 10b (gene fkbp10b). The record is from RefSeq and is a predicted model, not a curated record. The transcript is spliced from 10 exons. NCBI's taxonomy places the organism in Eukaryota, Metazoa, Chordata, Actinopteri, Centrarchiformes, Sinipercidae. Gene Ontology annotation, molecular function: peptidyl-prolyl cis-trans isomerase activity; calcium ion binding. Bases 186 to 1892 code for a protein of 568 amino acids.
AACCUGGAGAUUGUCCACGUUUACAGCAUUCAGACACCGCUGCCCUACUCCACAUCUACAGCCUCGGGCCUCUGCGUGAAGCGCGCAUACGACUGUAGGCCUCCACAUUUAUCCAUUUAGUGGCUAUUAUUAUUGUUUAUUGUUUUGAAUCCCUCUAAAUUAGGCUAUUUGACGUGAUUUUGAAGAUGUUUGCCUGCUGCAUUGCCUUUUUCCUCCUCACUACGUGGUCUUCGGUGGAGUGUAAUCCCAAUCCUGUGCUAGGAGAUGUAGUCGUGGACAGAUACUUCAUCCCCAAAGUCUGUGCCAGAGAAUCGAAAACUGGCGAUUAUGUCCGCUAUCACUAUAACGGCACAUUUGUCGACGGGAAAACAUUUGAUUCGAGCCAUCAGAAAGGAGACGCCAAAGUGGGCCUGCUCGGGGAGGGCCGGCUCAUCGCUGGCAUUGAUAAAGGUCUGCAGGGUAUGUGUGUGAAUGAGCGCAGGACAGUCACCGUCCCUCCUCACCUGGCCUAUGGAGACACCGGUGCAGGUGACGUGAUUCCUCCAGACGCCACCCUGGUGUUUGACAUCCAUCUGCUGGAUCUGUGGAACAAAGCCGACCUGGUUGUCACCAAAACCAUCACCACUCCCAAAGACUGCAAACGCUCUGUGAUGCGCACAGACUUUGUGCGCUACCAUUUCAACGGCACUCUGCUCGACGGCACAGUCUUUGACUCCAGCUACACAAGGAAGCAGACCCACGACUCCUUAGUGGGCGAGGGCUGGCUGAUCAAGGGCAUGGAUGAGGGCCUGCUGGGCAUGUGUGUGGGAGAGAUCAGAAAUAUCGUCAUCCCACCCUUCAAAGCCUACGGAGAAAAAGGAUCAGGUGCAGAGAUUCCAUCUCAGGCGACGCUGGUGUUUGAUGUCCUGUUGGUGGACAUUCAUAACCCAAAGGAUAACAUCACCGUUGAGAACCAGGUGGUGCCUGAGUCGUGCACACGCAGGUCUGUGGUCGGGGAUUACGCUCGGUACCACUACAACGGUACCUUCCUGAACAGAGUCACGUUUGACACCAGCUACCAGAGGAAUAGCACAUACAACACCUACAUCGGGAUGGGGUAUGUGAUUGCAGGUAUGGACCAGGCCCUGCUGGGAGUCUGCAUUGGGGAGAGGAGGAGGGUCAUCAUCCCUCCACACCUGGCUUAUGGAGAGCAAGGAGCAGGUGAUGUCAUCCCCCCUUCUGCUGUGCUGGUGUUUGACAUUCACGUCAUCGACUUCCACAACCCCAACGACACAGUAGAGGUCCAGAUCACCUUCAGACCCGAGAUGUGUAACGAGACCACCGGGGUGAACGACCUUGUCCGCUACCACUACAACUGCACCCUGAUGGACGGCACGCCACUCUUCUCCUCACACGACUAUGAGAGCCUUCAGGAUGCAGUGCUGGGGGCGGACAAGGUGAUCGACGGGCUGGAUGAGGGCUUGAGAGGCAUGUGCGUUGGAGAGAAGAGGGUGAUAACGGUGCCGCCUCACCUCGGCCACGGAGAAAAAGGAGCCACUGGUGUGCCAAGCAGUGCUGUGUUGGUCUUUGACAUUGAACUGGUGAGCUUUGAGAAGGGAGUGCCGCCUGGUUACCUGUUUGUGUGGCUCCAGGACAGUCCUGCAGACCUGUUCGAAGCCCUGGACGUCAACAAGAACGAAGAGGUGCCCCAGGAGGAGUUCGGAGAGUUCAUCAAGCUGCAGGUGGCAGAGGGCAAAGGUCGUAUAAAGCCUGGAAUGAUCAUGGAGCAGGUUAUUGAUGACAUGUUCAACAACCAGGACCGGAACAAAGAUGGAGUGAUCACGGCCAACGAACUCAAACUGAAGGUAGACGAGGAUAAGGAAAGGGAAGAGGCGAGGCACGAGGAGUUGUGAUGAGGACAAACGCUUUCAUCCUUGCUCUCAGGGAUAAACCCCAACACCUUAAAAACAAAGCAACGAGAGACUUUUCCCAUAACAGCAUCAUGGUUUAUACUUUCUGUACCACAUUGGACAGUCUUUUGAAAUGACAAGGAAAUAGUGCAAAGGGUCUUUUUGUGCAGUUCUGUGUUGUAUGUUUGUUUUUGAUAGUUUUGAUAGUAUUUCAGAAAACCAAACAAGCACCUUUAUUUGUCCCUGAAAGUCACAUGAAUUUAAAUGUUUGUAAGAAAAAGAAAAUAGUUUUUGUUGUUGUUGACAAAAAGAAUGCAUGGAAUAAAAAGACAUGAUAUCUCUG